GCAUUUUCCUUUCAACAAAACCCCAAGACUGUGUCAUUAAUUGUCAUCAUUUAUUGGCAAAUAAUCAGGUACAGCAGCAGAACUCUUGCUUCCACAUUAAGCAGUUAAGGCAUUAAAGAUGAGAUUGUGGCUUGAUACAGUAAUUUUUAUCAAAACUAUUUCUUGUAAUAGUUGUAGCAGAGAUAAAGUAGGGAAAUCUGCAUCAACUAAAAGGUUUAACGAUAUGAUUUAAAGAAUUAAACCAAUUUCUGGUAAUAAUAUCAACAUUUUGCAUGUUUGGUUUAUAAAAAAAAAAAACAUACAUAGAUGUCUUCAGAACAGCAAACAAACGUGAAGUCAGAAAACUAUUUUUUUUAUUAUAUAUCAAAGUUAAUUUUUCCCUGUUGUUACACCUGGUUCAACUUUGCCCUUUAUGUGUUGAUGUCACCAAAGUGGAGAAGUAAAAGGUCAGCUCUCUGUUCAUGAGAACUCCAACCGGGGAGGACAUUGAUUAUCAAAUCAGACAGCAAGGAUCAGUCUAAAGUUCGCUGCUGUGAAACACAGACUGAAAGACACGACAGAGAUUCGAUACGAGGGAUACAGGAGGACAUCUGAGGACUGAACGCGCUGGUAUCUGAAGCGGUAAAGGCAGAAAUAAACUACACCAUUAGAGGAAAACAGAACAAAACUGAGACAUUUGCUGGGGAAAUCUCAACAGUGCUAGCGGGGAGAAGAUGGACAUCCUUGAGACAGAUGCCUAUGACAGGAGACACAGGAGAAAUGUGUCUUGCGCUCUGUUUUUCUCCCUCGUGCCUUUCUUUCUGUCCACAGCUGCCUACUUCUACCUGUGGACUCCCGACUCUCCUCCAUCCAUCAUGUCUGCAGGUGUCAAAUCAGCACCAGUGCUCUUAUUGGCUGCAGUGGUGCUGGGCUGGAAUGGAGGUCAGAGUAUCCUGGGUGUGGUGGGAGGACUGAUCUUCUCUGCUGUUGGUGAUGUCUGCUUGAUUUGGCCUGAGCUUUUUCUGUAUGGAAUGGGCGCAUUUGCUGUGGCUCAUCUGCUGUACUCGGUCUCCUUCCUAUCCAGUCGCUACAGAUCAGAUUCCUCUUCCGGAUCCUCCUUCUGGAUCCGCCUUCUGUAUCUGUUUUUGCUCAUAGAAGGAGUAGGUUUCUACAUCUUUCUGUAUCCAUUCCUGCAGAAGUUGCCAGACUCUGAUAUGCUAGUUCCAGCUGUGGGGAUCUAUGUUGCUUUGAUUAGUCUCAUGGGUGCUCUGGCAAUCAGAACCCGACACAUGCCGACGCUGCUGGGAAGUCUGAUCUUCAUGGUGUCUGAUCUGUCACUGGCUCUGCAAGUUUUCAAGGUGAUGGAAAACAUGCAGCAUGGCAACACUAUUGUCAUGGUGACAUAUUAUUUGGCACAGCUUCUAAUCGCUGUGGGUGACAUGAAGGCAGUGGAGGACAAGGAUGACUUUUCAAAAUGGAAGAGGUCCUAACCGGUAUCCCUGUGGUUUCCCUCAAUUACCCCAUUUGUUUUGUAAAACCUGUUUGUCUAAAAAAGUUUUGCAUGCUUUUUUGUUUUGAAAAGAACCCACCAAUUAAGGGACAAGAGGAAGACAAACAGAAUGAGGACAGCUCUCCUGGUCAGGAAACAAGCAAGAUCCCUUAUUAUGCAUAUCCGAUUUCUAGAUUUCAAUGAUCACACAGAAAUUUAUAUUAUUUAAAACCCUAGAAAUGUUUCCACAAACAAGACUGAAAAACACUCCAUGAAUAUGUUUGGAAUAUUUAUAUUUUGUGAUUUAAUGAUAAAAUAUUUUGCGACUAACCAUGUUUAUUUGCAAAUUGUGCACGUGUUGGCAUGAUGGGAACUGCUCAUUAUAUGUAUAUAAAUAAUCUUGUGUUUUCUUAUUUUUAAAUAAAUAUCAUGACCAUCA
Messenger RNA from Acanthochromis polyacanthus (spiny chromis), 1907 nucleotides. RefSeq names its product transmembrane protein 86B (gene tmem86b). The record is from RefSeq and is a predicted model, not a curated record. Lineage: Eukaryota; Metazoa; Chordata; Actinopteri; Pomacentridae. The coding region runs from base 714 to 1469 and encodes 251 amino acids. Gene Ontology annotation, cellular component: membrane. The transcript is spliced from 3 exons.